Messenger RNA from Syngnathus acus (greater pipefish), 1006 nucleotides. RefSeq names its product cAMP-specific 3',5'-cyclic phosphodiesterase 4D-like. The record is from RefSeq and is a predicted model, not a curated record. Bases 595 to 903 code for a protein of 102 amino acids. The transcript has a single exon. Lineage: Eukaryota; Metazoa; Chordata; Actinopteri; Syngnathiformes; Syngnathidae.
AUUUGAAGUCUGCUCUGCAUAGUUGUAAGAUGUUUUUAUUUUAUUUUAUUUUAAUUUUAGUAUCAUUAUUCAUUUGGAGCACUGGGCUGUUUUCCAGCUGUGAGUGUGGGUAAAUGAUUGGGCCAAGUUGGGCCACCCUUUGCCUCCUCACGCUCGCAGGAUGGCAGGGGAGGUGCUCUGGGUGGGUCUCAUGUUUAAUGUAGGCUCCUGCCUGGUUUCCUAUAUUUGCCGCCGGAUGUGGAUCCUGCACAGGAGCAUUCGAGGAGGGAACGGAGUCGUGCGUUUUGACUUAAAGUUCUUUUUUUUCUUUGCUCAUUAAAAGUUGUGCACAUGCAGAAUUGGUCUUCAAGUGAGCAUGUGAUACCUUUUGCUGGAGUGGGCAUGAAUGUAGACAUUACUUUGGGCAAAAAUGCAACUUUGGACCUCUUCAAGACCACAUGGAUGUACUGUAGGUCAGUGGAGAGAUAAUUCAUGGAGUUGAGUUUAACAAGCCUUAAAGUUUACCUCCACUAAUGCUUUGGCCAAACAUUUGCAUUAGAAAGCACCUUAAGUAUUGUUAAUAAAAAAAAAUAAAAAAAAAAGAACAGGAGUGAAAUGGAGCAAGGCAAAGUGGGGACGCAGCCCUCGGUGGCCGGCGGCGGCGUCGGAGCCGCCGGCGCGAGUGCAAAGGCUCCCAAACAUCUGUGGAGGCAGCAGAACCAGGCUGCGCUCUCGCCGCUCCACCACGCUCUCCUUGUGCGCAAGAGCCACCAGCGCGUCAGACAGCGAGGCUUCUCCGACACCGAGCGGUACCUCAAACCACUCAACAUGGACCGGACGUAUGCCGUGGACACGGGACACCGACCCGGACUGAAGAAAUCGCGCAUGUCUUGGCCGUCGUCGUUUCAAGGUCUUCGACGGUAAGCUUCGAGCGGAGUGCGAAAAGGUGGCGGGUACAAAUUGCUUCGCGAUGGGCGGUGUGUGCAGGAGCGACCGGGUCUUUUAGCAGCUCCGGUUCUUUUUUGCU